AAUGGACUGAAGUAGUUUCCUUAUGUGAGGAGGUGUUGAGUUACAGCAGGAGGAAUGAGAGCUGGGUGGAGAGAAAAAACAUCUGAUCUGCAACCUUUCCCUUCUCUUGGGGCAACAUGUAUAAUAGUUAAACAAGAAAAGCAAUGGGAAUAUAACAUGGAACUUGUAUUUAUUGUUUCUUCAGUGACCUAAUGCCUGUGUUUACUGUAGAUUACAUGAAAUGCCGCUGGAUUAAUCAUGAAAAGCUGAGGAGACGCAGAUGCCCCGCUGUAAAAUGCCACGCAGGCAAAGACUGACAGGCAGCAGGAUCUGAGGUUUCCCCUGGAUCACUAGUCAGACGUGUUCCAGGGAGCAGGGACUGCUAGCUCGCUAAGGUAAGAGGCCCGGGGGGCAAGCGCAAUAAAGAAGACAAACAAACUUUUAAAGAUGAACAAGAUCCGGAAGCUUUUCCGAGGUAGUGGGAGAGCUCUCGCUUUUAUAUUUGUUGCUUCUGUCAUUUGGUUGAUCUUUGACAUGGCAGCUCUCAAGCUUUCAUUCAGUGAGAUCAACACCAAGGUUCUGAAAGAUGAGAUGAUCAGGAGGGAAAGGGAAAGAUUCAAAGUUUGGCGAAACCUAGAGAAGACCCCUGAAGGCUCCAGAAGGGAACCAAAACCUCACCCGAAAGGCUUUGAAAGGGGGAGAUUUAGUAAGGAGAAAUAUAGAAAUAUAGAAGAGAAAGUGGUAGAGGCUGAAAAUGAAAUAGACAAACAGAAUGAAAAGAGAACACCAAAACCAACAGAAAAGAGAAGCAUGGCCUAUAAGAAAAUGAUUGUUCCAUUUGGGACAUUCUCACUGAAACUGCUGAGCUCCUAUCCCUCUGUUCCCAUGGAAAAGAAAGAGAGAAAAAAGCAUGUAAAAGCUGUAAACUCCACAGACUUGCUGAGAACAAAGCAAACUGUUCCCAAAAGGCUUCAGCAGACCCCAUUAGCUACAGCAACAGGGAGAUCAGUAGUCAAAUUAACACACAGCCCAGCUACUGUAAGAAACAAAGUUGCACAGAAAGAGAACCAACUUGUAACUAAGGCAUCAAAGGGUAUUGAGGGCAAUUUAAAAAUUGGGAUUACAGAGAAAAUCCCUUUGGCUGGAUUAAAACAGGAAUUGCAAACGGAAGCAAAUCCCAAGGCACCUCAGAACAAACCCCCAGUACUAGAUUUGCCAGUUCCUGGGCAAAUCAUUCCUAUAAAGCAAAACAGGAUUGGGGUGAAAGCAAUAGAUGGCACUGAAUACAAAGCAAACAGGAGUUUGGAUGUACCUGUCAGCAAACUGGCUGCUGCAAACAGUGCAGAGAAAAAGGGAUUGUCCGCAAAGCCAACAGGACUGGGAAAGCUGCCAAAGGAAGACGAAACAAAAGCUGCUCAUGAAAAGAAACUAACUUUCUCUGAAAAUCAGUUUGUCAUUAUUAGUAAAGAGGGGAUAAAAAUCAACAUCCCAGCAACCCAGAAUCUUGUAGCUGAUUCUAAAAGAAAUUUUACAAUGAGAUUGAAAAUGAGAAAAGAACAGCAAGUUAUUAGCAACAAAAGUGAGGAUGCCCCUAACGUGAACUCUGUAACCAAGACUGCUGUGCUUAAUGGUCUAACUAAGAAAGCAAUUUUGACUGAAGGUCCAGAGCUAACAAAAGUUUACGUCAGUUUAGCUGAUAAGGAGCAAUUAAGGAAAAUAAAUCGAAGCAGCUAUACAGUCCAUUUUACAAGGAACACUGGGAUGCACAAAGUCUUAACAAUUGAUGUAACACUUUCCCCAAGAGAUCCCAAAGCUCCCGGUCAGUUUGGGCAUCCUGCUGCAGUCCCUGAUGAUAAGCAAGAAGAAGCAAAAAGUAGAUGGAAGGAAGGAAACUUCAAUGUCUAUCUGAGUGAUUUGAUCCCUGUAGACCGAGCCAUUGAGGAUACAAGGCCUGCUGGGUGUUCAGAACAACUGGUGCACGAUGACCUUCCGACUACCACGGUUAUCAUGUGUUUUGUGGAUGAAGUGUGGUCCACUCUUCUACGCUCCGUUCACAGUGUCCUCAAUCGAUCUCCUCCUCACCUGAUUAAAGAGAUUAUUCUGGUGGAUGACUUCAGCACAAAAGAAUACCUCAAGGACAGCCUGGACAAAUACAUGUCACAGUUUCCAAAGGUUCAGCUCCUUCACCUCAAAGAAAGACAUGGUUUAAUACGAGCCAGACUAGCAGGGGCAGAGAUUGCUAAAGGUGAUGUAUUGACAUUCUUAGAUUCUCAUGUGGAAUGUAAUGUAGGAUGGUUGGAACCACUUCUGGAAAGAGUCCGUUUAAAUAGAAAGAAAGUAGCGUGCCCAGUUAUUGAAGUAAUCAGUGACAAGGACAUGAGUUACAUGACAGUGGAUAACUUUCAGCGUGGUAUUUUUACCUGGCCAAUGAAUUUUGGAUGGAGGCAGAUUCCUCCAGAGGUCAUUGAGAAAGAUAAAAUCAAGGAAACAGAUAUAAUAAGGUGUCCCGUAAUGGCAGGUGGAUUAUUUUCUAUUGAUAAGAAGUAUUUUUUUGAACUUGGAACGUAUGAUCCUGGACUGGAUGUUUGGGGAGGUGAAAAUAUGGAGAUUUCAUUCAAGGUCUGGAUGUGUGGAGGAGAAAUUGAGAUCAUCCCAUGCGCCAGAGUUGGACAUAUUUUCAGGAAUGACAACCCGUACUCCUUCCCUAAAGACCGGAUAAAAACAGUGGAGCAGAAUUUGGCACGUGUUGCAGAGGUCUGGUUAGAUGAGUACAAAGAAUUGUUCUAUGGACAUGGUUACCACUUAAUCCAGAAAAACCUGGAUGUUGGAGACUUGACUCAACAAAUAGAACUGCGGAAGAAGCUUAAGUGCAAAAACUUCAAGUGGUAUCUGGAGAACAUCUACCCAGACCUGGAAGCUCCUCUUGUUAAAGCCAGUGGGCUGAUUGUUAACAUAGCCAUGGCUAGAUGCAUUACUGUGGAAAACUCCACUCUGGCCUUUGAGACUUGUAACAUUAGCAACAAGAACCAGAAGUUCAACUACACAUGGCUGAGACUAAUAAAACAUGGGGACUUCUGUGUAGCACCAGUAGAUGCAAAGAGAACACUGGGCCUGUAUCCUUGCGAUAACAGAAACAAUAGCCUGAAAUGGUUGCAUAAAUCAUUGGUGGCCUUUCAACCAGAACUGAUGGAUCACGUGGUUUUAGAACACCUUCAGCAGCCAACAUGUUUGGAAGUGGAUCAGUCUCACAAAACCCUAAGGGUUAAUGCCUGUGACGCCUCAAAUCCUUAUCAGAAAUGGCAGUUUGGAAAUUAUUAUGCUGACUGAAGAGAACACGAUCAAAACAGAAACAGAAGAUUCAAAUCGUGUGAAUUCAAGAAUGACAUCUGUGAGAUUUGUGACAGCAAUUACAAAAUUGGAGGUUCAUUUCCAAAUGGUAAUUUAAAUCCAUCAUUUUAAAUCACCAUAUUGAGAGAUCAAAAUAUCAAGCAAUAGCACAUCUGGUUUGAUAUGGUUUAAAACACACAGGCAUGUUUUCCACUCACUGUGGGGCACUAGGGGAAGGUUGAGUGAAAGUUUUUUCAGUAAAUGGAAAUACUUUCUAAAGUUCCUCAUUCCCACCUUAAGCUUCAGAGAGAUUAAUGCAAGUUACCAGAAAUAGUUCCAGGGUUCAACCCCUGUGACUGCACAUAGCAUGUUGUUCUGCUGUUUGGAAGAUCCACAUUUGCUCAUUUAUGCCUCCACACGCCAACAAAAUGAAAGUAUCCUAGACCCAGUACCUAAAAAUCCAUCCAGGAUCACAGGAACCUGCUCCUACCAAAUUGGAUUCACUGAUUCUGAAAGAUAGGUGCCUGGAGCCACUUUUGAAGCUUGAUUUCCCAUGACAAAAGCCCGUCUUUAAUCACAAAAAAUAUAACUCUUUAAGCACUUCUAACCUGGCAGCAGGCAAGGCCCUAUAAGUGCUGUAUUUGACACAGGCACCUUGAAUUUGCUACCUUGGUUUGACCUCCUGCUUCCUAGAUGGGCAAGGAGUGGUUAAGCUGCAAAGCAGUGUUCAGUGGGUAGGUGGGAUGUGCCUUAUGUAGCUCUACAGCUCACCCUCUGGGCCAAUGCAAGAACGGUAUGAAUGCAGUAGACUCUAAAGAGACUCUCUAUUCAGCCCUUCUCUGCCAGAAAGAAGUGCCUGAGCACAGCACAGAGCCAUGAAAAGGGAAAAUAAACCAAAGGGUGUGGGAACAGUGUGGUGAUGGGGGUGAAGAUCCUCAGAAAGGGCUUGCUUAACCUGAAAAAAACAGACCUGGCUUCUCGCUACUGGUGAAUCCAAGAUGGCAGCCACACACUGUUGGGUAUGAUUUCAUGGCUCCUGCAUUACAGGUUCCUGGGCUGGCCACAUGUUAUGCAAUAGUACUGUAUAUGCAUUCAAUGCAAAGCAAACCAGAAAAGCUUAAAUAAUGUUAAACUUUUAACACAAGGGGGCAAAAGCUGAGAAAGUCUGAGUCUAUGUUAAUUGCCUGUUCCUUUCUCAUGCCACUGUGGAAAAAAUGGAGUCUUUAUUUUUCUUAGAAUAGAAAAUAAUCUGUCAUGGAAGCGUUGAAUGUUUUUGUACCUAAGACAUCUCAUUCUGCUCUUCCAGAUGAAUGAAAAUGUGGGCAGUUGUUAAAAGUAUGUAAUAGCAGAUUAGGCUUCUGCUGAAUACAUUCCUGUUUGUUGAAUAUAGACAUCGAUAUAUUUUUUUAAAUUCAUUUUAUUGGCUGAACUGUAGCUGGUCUGUGAUGCGAAGAUAGGGCAAUUUAGCAUCCCAUUAGAUAGGGUACGCCCUGUGCUUCACUGGAGGAGCCAUGCAUUGGUGGGAGCAGAGUGGUGGUGAUAGCUGUGUACCAGGUAGAAGCACAGGAAAAAGAUGUCUCGGGGUGGGCAGAAUGCAGCAUGUGCACUAGCUGACUGCAGGAGGAAGACGUCUCCUAACUGACUUUGCCCACUUGAAGGCCCAGCAUUCAGAUAGCAUAAUAGCUGGUGCUAUCUCCUUCUGCUCCCCUUAGCACUAAAUAGUUCCUAUCUUGCUGCUAGUAGGGGGAGGGGAUGGAAGUGACUCCUUGUGUCUGCUCAUGCCCUUGUGCAACCAUAUAGUGGAGGGCAGAAGCUAGCCUUGGUAUUAUAUCGAUUAAUGAUAAAAAGCAUGUGAUGUUACACUUUGACGGGCAAAGCAGUUGUUAUAAGAAUUGGCUAAAAGUUUGCUUUCUACAAACCAAGCUUGAACCUUUUGGAAAGUGUGGGAUUGGUUUACUAAUAGACCACCCCCAGCAGGGCUCUGGAGCUCCUCUCAUAGCCUUCCCAUCCAACUCCUUCCUGCUGGAUCUCUUUGCCUGUCCUAUACUAGUACCUAUCUGCAGGCCUUCAACUUCUCUCUUAUAACUACAUAUUACCUCCUUCAGACGACCACCGGCUAUGCUAACCAGUUCAAUAGGCAUGACAGGGUCAUGAGCCUUUGGACUGGCUAAUAUCACUAGCAGCAGUAGCUCCUUGCAGGCCCUGUGCCCAGCUGAACACGUGGACUCGUGCCCUUCUGAGUCCCUUGGACACUCCCCCACAGCCAGAGCACAGUUGAGCCUUAUAUUUGUUAUUUUGCUUUGCAUUCUCUUCACUGGAAAGCAACCAACGGGAGCAAUCUGAUAAAAGUUGCUGUGAGAGAAAGGAUAUAAUGGUGGCUCUUUGCUCUGAUCUGCCCUUUUUGCAUGUAUAGAACCCUCCAGAUUUGAUUUAGAAUAUUCAUAGGAGGGGGACACUGCAUGUAGGAGCUCCACACGUCCAGGGACAGGAGUUGUUCUGUGCAUGAAGAGAGGGUAGAAGAUCUGAGUGAAGACUUUCCAGAUAAGUUUUAAGCCUAUGAACCUAGAAGCUGAGACACGUAAGUGCUGACUCUUCUCUCAUGAAUAGUUGAUUUGGAAGAUGAGUUUGCAUGUUUACUCUCUUUGAUCAAAGUGCUACAGUUGUUGAGUCAGUGGGACAUAUAGGGCUAGAUUCUCCCCUGCAUCUGGACUCCUCCAAAUAGGAAUUGGGGGAGCUGUUAGGGAGCAAGUUAGAGCCCCUGAAUCUGGCCUGAUCCUGGCCAGUCUGCAAUGACUCAGCUUACAUCUCUGACCUAGGAUCCCUAGGGGACCCUAUACCAGUGGAGGAUUUGUUUAGUGCAGCAGAGCUCUGCUCGCCUCCUUAUUCACCCCAAUACUCCCUCUGUGCCAUGGAUGGGAGGCUGACAAAGGAGCCAGCUCUGCCUGCUUUAUUGCAGCAGAGAGUUUCCUUAUACCAGGGGAAUUCUUCACUGGCUGUUUGCAGCCAGAAUCUAGCCCAUAAUAUAAAAAACCCCAUUUCAGUAACUAAAAGUUUUGUGUGAAAAGGGACUGCAGAAUUUAGUGCUUCCUGCCUUGACUUAUUUUUGACUUAUUCAUGUACCUCACAUGGAAGAUAGGAUUAGAUGGAGUGCAGUAAAAAUGAGAACUCAUCUUCACUCUUACAGCUAUUUGGAAUAAAUACACGCAGUUGACAAAACUCAACAUACUGAAUAUCCUUAUGAAUUAAUCCUCGUACAUUUUUCAUACUGUGAAACUUUUUUAAAGAUCUUUUAUGUCUGUUGUAUGGGAAGGGGGGAAUCGUACUGGAAUAACUGUCAUCAGUUAGUGAAAGAACAUUUAGUUACUUUUUUGAUAGGGUCAAAUUCAGCUGCAACAUGAUAUCUAUAUCCAGGGUAUUGUAAUGUUUUGUACAUGGGACUUUCUUCUCGAGCUUUUUAUUAUGCCUUUUUCAUGUUUUUGUUAUGUUUUGUGACAAACUGGAGACUCGUGUAAGUGUGAAUGGUCCGUAAUAGAAAUGUAGUUCUUACACUCUUUGGCCAUUGCUUUGUAUGUUGAAAAAUUGGCUUAUCCAAAUAUGAGCACAUUUCUCUACAUAUAUAGGACUGAACUGUCAACUCAGUUCAUAUCUUGUUGUUCAUGACAGCCAAGCCUUCGCCAUCUCUAAUAUUUACAGGCGGUUACAAAAUAACUCGUCUUUUCUCUUUGAUUUUUCAAACGGGCCUCUGUAUAAUUUUACCUUUCACAUCAAGGUGCAACACUGACAGUAUUUGACAGGCUGAGCCUGCCAAAAUAUUGAUUUACCUCACAGACUAUCACAGUUGGCUUCUAUCCUAACUGUCUUCCUGAUUUUUUUCCCCUUUCAUAAUACAACUAGCCUGCAGUCACUAUCAGAAAAAUUACAUAGAUGUUGUUUGUGCAGUCAUGUUUUAUCAGGAGCAUGAAUUUCAUUAAACUCUGCUUGCUGACAUUCAAUCAUUUGUCACUUAACAUGCACCAAAUGGUCAUAUGUCAUGGUCACUUCACAUUUUCAGUCUUGUCACUUGUACUGUUAUUCCUGAUUUGUGUAAAUGUUCACUUCAGUGUUGGUAUCUCUUACUUAACGUCUCUAGCAUGUCCUUAGGGACUACUGGUAACAGUACUGUUGCUGUUCUGUUACACAAUAUUAAGAAACACUCAGAUUAUACCAAUCAGCCUUGUCUGAGAACAUUUUUCUGGCAUACUCAGUAAAUAUUCAAAGAAGAAGCCUGCAUAUGUUUUUCUUGGUUUCAUGGAACCACUCACAAUUAUAUUUGUCCAAGAGGGCCUUCUAGAGCCCCCGAGACAAUGAAGAACACCUUUAUCCCUACUCACCCAUUGACAUUCCCAUGUAAGAGACCAGAUUACCAUUACCACCUCCAGCGUCCUUAGUUCACAGAUGCAAAUAAAAAUCACUUCUAAUUAGAAAAAUGUGAGACCAUUUACUAGAAUGAGCCUUACUCCCUUUGGCAACUCUUCUACAAGCGUGCAUAUGUUACCAGCUCUUCUGUAGCCAUGAGUGGCUCUGACUUGCUUGGCUGGGAUACGGACAGAUGAUUAUCAUGCUCAUCUUUUCAAAAAUAAAAUAAACAAUUUUAACACUUUCCAGUGAUGUCAGUCACAACCUCACAAUACUCUUAAAUCAACUUUAGGCCUGCUUUGGGCAUGUGAGCUGUGCAAAUCAGCCAUCCACCUGUGGCUAGAAUCUGACCCUUGGUCAUUGUCCACUUGCAGCUGAACUGUUUAAUUUGUAAUACAAAUGGUGCUCGGUACUUUUUAUGUUUUAAGCGAUGAAUUGUCCUAUGUAGGUAUCAUUCCACAUAUAACAGCUCUUCCUGAACGUAACCCUUUUAUUUUAGUUUCCAUUUGUACCUAUUCAAAACAUUGAGACUAUUUCUGACUAAAAGCAUUUUUUGUGAAUUUUAAAUAUGUACCCAAGGACACUAUGCAAUGUAAAUAUCUCAAAUUUAAAAGAAAUUUUAAGAAUGGUAGCUUCGUUCAUUACUACGUUGAUGAGAAAGGUGUAAAUGUUUUUAAAAUUGUGAACAAAUGUCUUUUAUAAAAUGUGAUUUAUGGGAAGUUUUAACAGUCCAUAUAUGCUAUAAGAUAACAGGCCUUCACCAUGUCAAUUUAUCUAAGUAUUCUGUAUCCAAAAGGCUGAAAUUGAAAACCUGGUUUGAUUUGUAUACAAAAAAAGUUAGAAAACAUGGAAAUAAAGGACUGUACAUGAA
This is a messenger RNA of Dermochelys coriacea (leatherback sea turtle), 8572 nucleotides long. RefSeq names its product polypeptide N-acetylgalactosaminyltransferase 5 (gene GALNT5). NCBI's taxonomy places the organism in Eukaryota, Metazoa, Chordata, Testudines, Dermochelyidae. The record is from RefSeq and is a predicted model, not a curated record. The coding region runs from base 427 to 3306 and encodes 959 amino acids. Gene Ontology annotation, cellular component: Golgi apparatus. The transcript has 10 exons.